GCUGACUGACAGUAGAAAGAGGAUUUUCUGUCUGUCACUCAGUGAGAGGCUAAUCCCUAGCCAGUGUCCCCACCUCUCUGAUCCCAGCUCUGUUCUUCAGUCUGCUCUCACUCUGCAGAUUGAGCCUCUCCGGACUGAGCUGCAGGAAACACACAGGUCCUUCGCUGCCUCCACUCUUCAGACAAAACUCAGGUAAUAACCAAGACCACGGAAUCAUGGCAAACUCUUUCACCCGUAUAAUGUCUGGCCGUAACACGGCUGUGAUUUUGGCCAGCAUCGGUGCUGGCACACUGGCAUCUGGAUACGUCCUCAGUGACAACACUGCUGCUGUUGCUGCUGCUGAGAGGACAAGGCUCUAUCCACCCAGCGCUGAUUUCCCUGACCUGAGGAAGCACAACAACUGCAUGGCAGCAGCCCUGACCCCAACCAUUUAUGGACGCCUAAGAGACAAGACAACCCCCAACAACUGGACCCUGGACCAGUGCAUCCAGACCGGGGUGGACAACCCUGGACACCCCUUCAUCAAGACUGUGGGCAUGGUAGCUGGAGAUGAGGAGAGCUACGAGGUGUUUGCUGAGCUCUUUGACCCUGUUAUCAAGGAUAGACACAAUGGAUACGACCCUCGCACAAUGAAGCAUCCCACUGACCUGGAUGCUUCCAAGGUAACACCCACAGACCUCUUCACUAAUUUGUUCACUGCAUCCAUUACUUCCUGCAUCCACUCAGUGACCUUAUACUGUUUUUUUUAUCAGAUCACCUCAGGAAUGUUUGAUGAGCGCUAUGUGCUAUCAACUCGUGUCCGUACCGGUCGUAGCAUCCGUGGGCUGAGUCUUCCCCCUGCAUGCUCGCGCUCUGAGCGCCGUGAGGUGGAGCGUGUGGUUGUGACAGCUCUGGCUGGCCUGAAGGGAGACCUGAGUGGUCGCUACUACAGCCUGGGAGAGAUGUCUGACAGAGAGCAGAAACUGCUUAUUGAUGAGCACUUCCUGUUUGAUAAACCUGUGUCACCUCUGCUCACGGCAGCUGGGAUGGCCAGAGAUUGGCCUGAUGCUCGUGGUAUCUGGCACAACAACGAGAAGAACUUCUUAAUCUGGAUCAAUGAGGAGGACCACACAAGGAUCAUAUCCAUGGAGAAAGGAGGAAACAUGAAGAGAGUGUUUGAAAGGUUCUGCAGAGGUCUUAAACAGGUGGAGCAUCUAAUUCAGGAGAGAGGCUGGGAGUUCAUGUGGAAUGAGCGUCUGGGCUACAUCCUCACUUGCCCCUCUAACCUCGGCACUGGGCUCAGGGCUGGUGUGCAUAUCCGCCUGCCCAUCCUCAGCAGGGACCCUCGCUUUAAAAAGAUCCUGGAUAACCUGAGGCUACAGAAGAGAGGCACAGGAGGCGUCGACACGGCCGCUACUGGAGACACCGUGGACAUUUCUAACCUCGACCGUCUGGGCAAGUCAGAGGUCGAGCUGGUACAAUUAGUGACUGACGGCGUAAAUUACCUGAUUGAAUGUGAGAAGAGACUGGAGAGGGGGCAGGACAUCAAGAUCCCCUCCCCCAUCUCUCCAUUCAGGAAGUGAACGUCACCUCUGCUGGGAAUCCUGGAAUAGAGCAGGCGCUCCAACCGCUGGUUGUUAAACUGUUGGUCUUACAAGAUAUUCAUGGCAUGUAUACUGUAGCACUGUACUGACUAAACAUGCACAAUAAAUUCAUUACAUGUACACAAAUCCUA
Molecule: messenger RNA, 1714 nt
Organism: Sander lucioperca (pikeperch)
Lineage: Eukaryota; Metazoa; Chordata; Actinopteri; Perciformes; Percidae
Product: creatine kinase U-type, mitochondrial-like
Exons: 9
Coding region: 216-1562 (448 amino acids)
Biological process (GO): phosphocreatine biosynthetic process
Cellular component (GO): mitochondrion
Molecular function (GO): creatine kinase activity
Source: RefSeq, a predicted model, not a curated record